GAUUAAGUCGAUCGAUGGUUGCGUACUUUGGUACAGAACAUGUUUGGCAGUUUUUCAUUGGUCUGAUGGAACAAUGCUGAUUAAAUAUUGAUCGAUAAGAACUAUAUAUCUAGAUCUUUCAGUAGAGACAUGAAGCAAUCGACAAGGUUUUCAUUGACUAUUCAACCAGAGUCCGAAGUUGUUCCUGAUUCACAGAUUUGUGGUACCUAGAAAAUAGCUACACAAGUCCUACUAAUGCUAAUAUGCCAAAGGAAGGGAAAGGAGCAGCUACCAUUCGUAGAAGAAAGCUUAAACACAGUCAGGAUGCACGAGAUCGAGUCAAAAGUUCACGACCAAUGUCACCAAUUCAGUCAGAUGAUGAACAGGAAAUAGACGAGGAUGAAGAAGGUUAUCUUUUCCAGGAAGAGGUCCUGGGGCCAUUAAUUGUCAAAAAACUGAUGGCAACUGAAAAAACCAUAUUCCUUGGAUUAAUAGCUCUAAGGGUCUGCAAUGCUUUAAUGAUACAGACAUAUUUUGUUCCUGAUGAGUAUUGGCAGUCAUUGGAGGUGGCCCACAAGAUUGUAUUUGAUUAUGGUUAUCUAACAUGGGAAUGGAGACAAGGGAUUCGCAGUUACUUCUACCCAACAAUCUUUGCCUUCCUCUACAAGACCCUGGCAGUCCUUGGAUUAGAUCACCGGCUCUUGUUGAUAAAAUUACCAAGGAUUGUUCAAGGAGUAAUAGCGGCAUCUGGUGAUCUGUACCUAUUUAAGUUGUCGUGGAAGCUGAGUGAUCGUGCUACUGCCCAGUGGACCUUGCUGUGUCAGAUUCUGUCGUGGUUCACACUUUACUGUUGUACUCGCACUCUAUCAAACUGUAUGGAGACUGUCCUCAUAACCAUGGCACUUUACUACUUCCCAUGGCCAAACAUCAAAGGAUCCUCCGUACCAAAGUUUGUGGCCCUGGCUGCCAUGUCCGUCCUAAUCCGUCCAACAGCUGUUGUCAUUUGGAUCCUGAUGUGUUCCUGGCACCUCCAAAAUAACAAGCAUACACUCCAGAAAGAUCUCAAACACUACUUCAUCAUUGGGUCUGUGUGUUUCUUGGUUUCAACAUUUCUGGACAGUGCUUACCAUGGAGACUGGAUCCUUGUCCACUACAACUUCCUACAGUUUAACGUGCUACAGGGGGGCGGGUCUAUCUAUGGGACUCAUCCCUGGCACUGGUACAUCACUCAGGGAUACCCAGUUAUCAUGGCAACACAUCUCCUUCCUUUCAUCCUGGGAGCAUACAAGGCCAAAAAUAAAGUGCUUUUGUUUCUCAUCAUCUGGACAAUAUUUGCAUACAGUUUUAUUUCACACAAGGAGUUUCGAUUCUUGAUGCCAGUUUUGCCAAUUUCAAUGCACUAUUGUGGUGUAUAUUUCCAAACAUUGUGUCGAAAACCACGAUUGAAGAAACGAAAGGUAAAGAAGCAAAAUGGUAUGAUAACAGAAGAAGAGUGUGCCAGUCGCUAUAGUAGCUCUGACAGCUUGGUGAGCACCACAAGUACAGGAAGCUCUGUCAGUACAGCUAGCACAGGGAAUUCAGUCAACACAACUAGUACAGGAAGCUCUGUCAGUACAGCUAGCACAGGGAAUUCAGUCAACACAACUAGUUCAGGAAUCUCUGUCAACACGGCAAACACAGGAAUAGGUAGCACCAGCCUGAGUACUAACUCAGUUGGAGGCAAAGAAGCAGUGCCGGACAGUACUGACAAAGAUACUCCUGACACAAAUCAGCCACUUGAUAGAGCCACCAGUACCACACCAGGGGACAGUGCUAGUAAAUCUCAGCAAGUUGACAUGUCAGUAAAAGAAGAGAUUGAUCCAGUAAUUGUACAAAAAACACAGCAUAGAUAUAAUCUAAUGAAGGCCAAAAUAUUUGUGGUGAUUCUGGCACUCAUCAACAUUCCUGCAGCAUUGUAUUUUGGGCUAAUUCACCAGAGAGGGACAGUUGUGGUCAUGAAAUAUUUACAUGACCAGAGUUUGGACAAGACUAUGGACAUCCUCUUUCUCACUCCCUGUCACUCAACACCCUACUACAGUUAUCUACACCAGAACAUUAGUAUGAGGAUGCUAACAUGUGAACCUAACUUGUAUCAGAAGAAGAAUUAUACUGAUGAGGCAGACCAAUUUUACAACGACCCGGUCCGGUGGCUGAAGCAGGAGUACAAGGUCAAGCUGACACCAUUGCCAAGUCAUAUUGUUUAUUUCAACAAAUUACAAACUAAUAUUUCAGAAUUUCUUACUCAGAGUGGAUACAGAGAAUGUGGUAAUUUCUUUCAUACACAUUUUACUGAAGGUCGAAUUGGUAGUCAUGUCAAAGUCAGCUGUAGAUAGCGAAAAAUAUCUACAAUGUAAGUCACUUCAAAGUUAUUUCAAAGCCAUGAAAAGGCAGCAGGAUAGUUACUGUGUAGGAUUCUAAUGAAUGGUACAGUUAGGGCACAGGAAUAUCACAGUCCAGACUUGGGAUUGAUUCUAAUGAAUGGUACAGUUAGGGCACAGGAAUAUCACAGUUCAGACUUGGGAUUGAUUCUGAGGAAUGGUACAGUUAGGGCAUAGGAAUAUCACAGUCCAGACUUGGGAUUGAUUCUGAGGAAUGGUACAGUUAGGGCAUAGGAAUAUCACAGUCCAGACUUGGGAUUGAUUCUGAGGAAUGGUACAGUUAGGGCAUAGGAAUAUCACAGUCCAGACUUGGGAUUGAUUCUAAUGAAUGGUACAGUUAGGGCAUAGGAAUAUCACAGUCCAGACUUGGGAUUGAUUCUGAGGAAUGGUACAGUUAGGGCAUAGGAAUAUCACAGUCCAGACUUGGGAUUGAUUCUGAGGAAUGGUACAGUUAGGGCACAGGAAUAUCACAGUCCAGACUUGGGAUUGAUUCUGAGUGUGGACACAUCAUCUGUCAAAAGUUUUCAUAAUCAUUUCAAGUUUAAAAGUAACUAUAUGAAUGUGUUGUGUGUUUUUUCAGUGUGGAUUAUAUAGGUAUAUUAUAGAAUAUUUAUAGAUUAUUAAAUUACUUUAUAUGAGAUCCCAGUGAUUGGGAGUGAACAUUAGUGAAGUGUAUCAUACUGUGGGAAGUAUAUUAUGCUGAUAUUUUGUAACAUUAGUUUUGAAAUUAUAAUUUACUACAACACACCAAAGUGACCAUUAGAUCAAAUGGGUAAAAAUCAUUAAAGAAAUAUAAAAUCCUUCGGAAACAAAGUUCAAACAAAUCAUUAUAAACAUAAAUCGGUAUUAAUUUCUCAACUCCUACAAUGUAUGUACUCGUAAGUAAGAGAUGUCAGUUUUGUAAACAUGCACUCAUUAAGUAAGAAAUGUCCAGUUUUGUAAACAUGGAGACGUCCAAUGGUGUAAAUAGAGGUUACACAACAAGUGGUUGUUGUAAAUAGUAUUUUUUUCACUUGAGUUAGUUAUUUUUCAAAAGUUAAAAAAACAAGAGCUUUGGUAAGUGUUUUUGUAGCUUUGGAAAAAUAAUUGACGAGAACAAAAGAAAUACCAUAUACAACAACCACCAGUUUGUGUGACCUUUUUCUACCACAACAGAAAAGCCGUUCUGAGGAUGAAUUGACCUGUUUUGUGUGAAUGUGUGUUCUUUUCACAAUAUCAGGUGUGGUGUAAGGUUAUGACCAAAAUUGAAAUGCCGCUUAUUAAUAUGCAAAACUAACAAUACUGGAAAUGUAUGGAAGUUUUACAAUUUAUUACAAAUCAUGACAAAUGAUAAGGUGCUUUUUCUUUUCAAAGCAAUUGAUUGAUAGAAAUCAGUAUAUAUUUUCAAGAAAACACCAAAAACAACUGCAAACUACUUAUGUGUUAUAAUUUCCGGGACAUUGUGAAGUGGCCUUUGAAUGUUAGCCAAUCAAAUCUCAUUUAACCAUGUGAUUAAAAAAUUGUCCAAGUCCAAGGUCACUGUGUAAACCAAUCAAACCGCAUUUAGACUUCAUUCCACUUGUGGUAUAAACUGAAUGUUAUUCAACAAUUGUAAUGACUAUUUCAUGCCUUGUGAGUUGUGGUAGAAAACAUGUGUUACCUUUAUUUACAUGAUAGAUAGGUUACCAGACAACAUAUGUUCAAGAUAGGAUUUUUGUCAUACUCAAAUAUCUAAUCAUGAUCAAAAGAAGUUAAGAAAUAUUUAAACAAUUCUAUAUAUCUAACAUUACCAAACCUGUCAUAAAGGCCUUCUUUAAUUAAACAAUUCUAUAUAUCUAACAUUACCAAACCUGUCAUAAAGGCCUUCUUUAAUUAAACAAUUCUAUAUAUCUAACAUUACCAAACCUGUCAUAAAGGCCUUCUUUAUUUAAACAAUUCUAUAUAUCUAACAUUACCAAACCUGUCAUAAAGGCCUUCUUUAAUUAAACAAUUCUAUAUAUCUAACAUUACCAAACCUGUCAUAAAGGCCUUCUUUAUUUAAACAAUUCUAUAUAUCUAACAUUACCAAACCUGUCAUAAAGGCCUUCUUUAAUUAAACAAUUCUAUAUAUCUAACAUUACCAAACCUGUCAUAAAGGCCUUCUUUAAUUAAACAAUUCUAUAUAUCUAACAUUACCAAACCUGUCAUAAAGGCCUUCUUUAAUUAAACAAUUCUAUAUAUCUAACAUUACCAAACCUGUCAUAAAGGCCUUCUUUAAUUAAACUUGUCAAAUAAGGACAUCUGUCUCUGUUCCCAAUGUAACACAAUACAGUGUCGUUGAACUUUAAGUAGAGGUCCUCCUGCUUUUGAAUGUCCCUUUUCUCUGGUCUCUCGAACGGCCUUAAUAGACACAUUUGACAGUCAAGUGAGGUAAGAAAUCGGUACUGUUGAACUGCCUACCUAAUGUUGGUUGAUAGUUCUGUGUAUUCAGUUCUCAUAUACAUUAAAACAAUUGUUCAGUAUGAAAUUUAUUUAUUGGGCUAUUGCAAUAACCUUAGAUUGAAUGUAAGCACCAUUAUUUACCUGUCACAUCAGUGUACCUGUAUUUAACUUCUUCUCCUAUUAAUUAGUAUUUAGAUAUUGUCAGCGUCUCGUAUGGCAUUCUCUAGUUUAUCAAUAUGUAUAUUAAGUUUUUCAUUUCAACCUUUUGUGGCAUAGUAUUUUGUCCCUUCUGUGGCAACAUUACCAUUUUUUUCUUACUUUAAAACCGCUUUUUUUCCCUGUUUUACUCAACUUUUUAUUGAUCAGCCAAUUCAAACUUGUGUACAUUCCUGGUUAUUGGCCUGUGUUAUUAUGUACUAGCUUAUCAACUUUUCGUUUUGUCAAUUUAGUUUUGCAGGCAGGUCAUAUUUCAGUUAGUCAAUUCAAUAUGUUUUGAAAGAUCAGUUAGCAGGUGAAUCAAUGGUUUUUGUCAUUUAACUUUUUAACUGCUGAAAAUGUUUGUUGAAACAUGUAAGAUUUUUUUUAACCUUUAUAUUUUCACAAAAAAAACUUACAGGUAAUAAAAAUAGAUGUUCUAGUGUAGUGUGUGCUGAAGAAUUUGUCAUAAAUCUUAAACCUGGUCAAAUUAAAAUGAUAUCACCAUUGUACAAAUUAGACAAAUGUCAAUUUGGUCAACUUGUACCUCUAUAUGCAACACAUUACUACUGUUGUGUAACAGUAUAUUUUUUACAAUAAUUUAGAAUGUAUUACCUUAUAUUAUCUGAUGAUCAAUGUAAAGUGGAGUAACCAGAUAGAGACAGUUAUCUUGCUGCUUCUACAUUGUCUGGCCUUUAAAUAAUUACUAUGGUGUUAUAUGUUUACAGUGUAACAUUGUCAGUAUAUGUUUAGUGUUACACUGUCAGUAUAUGUUUACAGUGUAACAUUGUCAGUAUAUGUUUACAGU
Messenger RNA from Pecten maximus, 5799 nucleotides. Its product is annotated as GPI mannosyltransferase 3-like. The record is from RefSeq and is a predicted model, not a curated record. The coding region runs from base 243 to 2351 and encodes 702 amino acids. NCBI's taxonomy places the organism in Eukaryota, Metazoa, Mollusca, Bivalvia, Pectinida, Pectinidae. The transcript is spliced from 8 exons. Gene Ontology annotation, biological process: GPI anchor biosynthetic process. Gene Ontology annotation, cellular component: endoplasmic reticulum membrane. Gene Ontology annotation, molecular function: alpha-1,2-mannosyltransferase activity.